UCAAAGCGGAACAGAGGGAGUUGUUUGUGAAGCUUUUUCUCAUCUUUCUCUAUCUCUGUGUUUCGCGUUCGCGCUCGGCUUGCUAUCCGGUGGCAGUCACCCACUCCCCUCUCUAUCGUCUUGCCCAAGUUCGCCGCACACAACCCGAAUGACUGAAUGAUUUCGGGUGGGUUGUUAUCUUUUUAAAGUUAGUUUUCUGGACGUCGCCGUUCGACGGAUGGGCGUCUCUCAAUAACACAGCCGCCGUCGUCGCCGUCAAGAAGAGAUGUUCAGCGGCGCCGGGAAGCCGUUCGAGAGAGCGCUUACCAUCCUACACGACAAUGGCAGUGAGAUGCACCCCGUAUCGCUCGCCGGCGAGCUGGACAUGCAGCUUGUGCAGCUUGUGCAGGUGCUCCGAGACAAGCCCGACCUGUUCGCAUUCGUCGAGGGCAACGGGUUUGAAGCGCCCGGGAUGAGGUCCAACUCCGCGGUGCUGGCCGUCACAUCGCUGCGUCUUUGCGCCAAGUACCGGGACCCAUCCGGCUGCCCCGAGGGUGACAGCUGCCAGAAGCUGCACAUGUGCCGCUCCUACGUGCUGGGCAACUGCAAGUUCGGGCCUCGAUGCAGAUUUUCACAUGAUUUCAGGGAUGAACACAAUCGUGACUUGUGUUAUGAAAACAAAGUGGAGGGGCUUCCAUUUGACAAUAUUCAAAAGCUGCUCUUACCAAAUGACCCUUCUCUCCUCCCUCAGAUAUGCAAUACCUACAAGGUUGCGGGAGGUAAUGAGUGUGAAUUUAACGAGAAAUGUACAAGGCUGCACCUGUGCAAACAGUUUGUUUUAGGCAGUUGUAAAUUUGGGGACAAUUGCCGACGCAAUCAUGACUUGAACGAUCGAAAGAUUCAAAUAUUGCUGCAGAAGUUCAUGCUUACUGCCUACCCUAAUAACGAGGUGCUGAAACUACUCUGGAAGAAGGAGCAAAUUCACAUUGCCACAAGGAGCAGUUCCACUUCUGUAAAUACGAAAUUUGACAAAUUGAGUGACAAACCCUUCAGUUUUGACAAACCCUUCAGUUUUGACAAACCCUUCAGUUCUGUCAAACCCUACAGUUUUGAUAAACCCUUCAGUUUUGACAAAGACCCAACCAGGGGCAGAGGAAGAGGCAGAGGAAGAGGCAGAGGGAGAGGAAGAGGAAGAUCUCAACCCCCAAGCCAUGUGGGUCGUCCGGUACCGCUCAGCACAGAUGAGCAGCAAGCUGGUGCAACAGGUUACUCACCUUCAGUGGGCACUCCUAAGCAUGGCAGUGAUGGUGAUACUGCAAUGGAGAAUGACAAGGACAAUAGCUCUCUAUUUCACCUCCUUUCUGAGUGCCAUUUAAAAGACCCAACCAGGGGCAGAGGAGGAGGAAGAGAUGGAGGAAGAGGAAGAUCUCAACCCCCAAGCUAUGUGGGUCGCCCGGUACCGCUCAGCACAGAUGAUCAGCAAGCUGGUGCAACAGGUUACUCACUUUCAAUGGGUAUUGCUCCGCAUGGGAGUGAUGGUGAUACUGCAAUGGAAAAUAAGAACACAAUGUCUUAUCACCUCCUUUCUGAGUACCAUUUAAAAGAUCCAACCAGGGGAAGAUACGGAGGGAUAGGAAGAUCCCAACCACCAAGCCAUGUGGUUCGUCCAGUACCGCUCAGCACAGAUAAGCAGCAAGCUGGUGCAACAGGUUACACACCUUCAGUGGGCUCUUCUAAGCAUGGCAGUGAUGGUGACACUGCAAUGGAGAAUGACAAUGAAGAAGAGAUCUGUCUAUAUCACCUCCUUUCUGAGUGCCAGUUUAAAGAGCGUUGCCUUAAAAGCCAUGCAAAGCUACCAUAUCGAUGGCAGAAGAGGGGAAAAUUAGCUCGCAUAUGGGAAGACAUACCCGACAUGGAGACGAUUGAAAAGCAGUACUGUGACCCUACCAAUGUCAGCUGGAAUUCUGUUGAUUUUGUAAGAAUGACUAUGGAUAACAAUGCAGUGCGACGCCUUUCCACGGCAAAUGCGGUCACCAAACCAGACAACUUCCUGCUUACCACAAAAUGGAUAUGGUACUGGCAAGAAGAUGUGGGGAAAUGGAUCACAUAUGGAUCACAGGCCACCACAAAUGAAAAGGCGAAAUCUGAAGUUUCAUCGGGAGAUCUGGAGAAGGCCUAUGAAAAGGACAAGAAAGGAGGUUUAACUAUUUCCGCUGGGCGCUUCUUGUACCACAUCAAUUUUACAGAAAUGAUGCAGACAAACAUGACGGUGGGUACCAGGAGAGAUGUGAGGAGGAGGCCUCUCUUCGUGUCAAGACAUGAUGUGGAAGCAGCAAGAGAGCGGUAUAAACAUCUGCGCAGUGUUGGGGUGGACAAUAUUCCCACCCACUGGGACAGCUCUUCUCUCUCCGAAAUCAGCACAUCGCUUGUUCGUGUUGGGAAGUUGUCAGCAGAGUACAAGGAGGUGGAAUCAUUGUUCAGAAGCACAGUCGACCAGUCUUUUGCUAUCAUCAGCAUAAAAAGAGUUCAGAACUUGGAGCUGUGGGAUGCUUUCCAGAGGAAGCGAGAGUGGAUGCGGAAGAAGAAUGGCGGGAUUGAGAUGGAGGAGCGCAAGCUGUUCCAUGGCACAAGCCCUGAAAUGGUGACAGCCAUCUGCCAGCAAAACUUUGACUGGCGUUUGUGUGGUACCCAUGGCACAGCCUACGGCAAAGGAAGUUAUUUUGCACGUGAUGCUUCUUAUUCUCAUCACUACGCUGUUGCAAGGAUCACGAAAGCACAGCCACCAGUACAAGUACAGGUACCGAUUCAGACAAAGAAAGAGCCAGAAAAGGGGUUUUUUUCUUCCAUUUUAAAAGUAUUUGGGAUUUCCACUUCAGAUGACUCGACAGCAAGAACCUCAAUAAGCGUCGCAGUACCAACUAGCAAGCCUGUAAAAAUGGUUAUGUUUCUCGCACGAGUGCUGGUGGGCCGCUACACUCGAGGCGAUCCCAGCUACCGGAGGCCUCCUGAGCUAAAAACGUCCGUUUCAACAUCCGCCGGAUCAUCGGUGCCAUCGUCGUUAGUUCUCUACGACAGCUGUGUAGACACCGAGGUCAAUCCCAAUAUCUUUGUGGUGUUUGAGAAAGAUCAGGUGUAUCCGGAAUAUGUCAUUGAAUACAUGUCCUAGAUUUUAAAAAGGCUGCUUUUUAGGACUAAUAUGUCCAGCAAGAGGCACCUUUUGGAGUGAGUUGAGUAAAAUGUGGUUUUGUCUAUAAUUGAGCAUUUAAUCAUCAUUUCAGUUAAUCUAAGUACUAAAAUGGAAACGUUUCUGAUACUUUAUUAUAUUUAAAUGUUAUAAUAAAAAAGUCAGUUAAGAUCACUUCCAUAUGUAGUUUGAGUAUUGAUCAAAUUUUAAUCCUGUAUUAGGAGCCUUGAUAAUAUUUUUUUUUAUCACUCAGUUAUUGAUGAUGCUCUUGCUCAACUUAGUGACUUUUUUUACCAAAUUCACCUGUAAAAUAUUUUAGUUGCCACACAGAUGAGUGUGAAACAGCUAAAUGAUUAUGCUUACUUAAAUGUAAUCAAAUAUUACCAUUAUUAUGGAAUACUUUUGCUCGUUAAACAAAACAUUAAGGCAUGUUUAUUUUACGAGGUGAGUGUCAUAUACGUUUUUUUAAUGCUUAAAAUUAUGUGGCCAUUCAAAUAAUAUUACAAGAGCCAACACAAUAAUUGUUUUCUUGAUUAAACACAUUUUUGGGAUGCAUGUCAACACUACCAGUAUCUAUUGGACUGUAGGAGUUAAAUUACCUUCAUGCUCUAUACAAUCACCAUUGUAUGUCUUUAUAACAGACAACUGAGCUUUGAACUGCUUUUAGAAGUACAGAACUAAGGGCAAUAUGAAGUCAAACUAAAUAUUUCGCUCCUGUAAUUCAGGCCUGACUAGGACUAAAUUAUCCUUAUGGCGGUAUCCCGGGGUACCAAAUGAUACAAAAUGGCCGAGGCAAUUAAAUAUUUUAUUUCUGGGACACUAUUUUUUCCAGGGGUGUACUUAACUCCGCGACUGGGGUACCAAUAAAUCCGAAAGCAGUGCUACUCCGCGAUGUCAAAACGCCAAACAGCAUAAAAAAUCAGUUUUCGAAAAAUUCAACUUUGAAUAGUGCAUCAUGUACAGCUCGUCGAGAUGACUGUCGCAUCGCCGACUAUCAACAGACUAAAAAUUACUGCAUUACGGACAUUAUGCGAGAGCCCGGAGUACUGCCAUAAGGUUCAAAAGUUUAUACUGUGUUUUUUGUGGAGCUGCCCAAUAAUUUUGAAAUAAAGUGAAUCAUUGAAAUCAAUAAACAUCAAUGUGAGCUGACCACAACUCGGAUAGAAAGUGAAUGUGCAGUGGUAUUGGUGUAUACGAUAUUGAAUAGGAAGGAUUUUCAUUUAUUCAGUGCUUAAAUGCCUUAAAUAUCAAAGAAUGUUGCUUGAAAAAUUUCCAUGAGAGAAUAGAAUAUCGAGGCAAAAAGGGAAAAGAUGAAUGGGAAAAGAGAAAAAAAUAACUUCAAGAACAUCACAAAUGAAGGGAUAAACGAUUACCUGUACAGACACACUGGGUCACAACGGUCAACGUAAACCUGAGCAUCAGGAGACGACAGGACAAAAUAGCCAACCCAGUCCACCAGCCAGUAACCUAAUCGGCACCAUCCAUCCUUGCCAAACCAAGGACGAAUCCCACAGCUCCCAAAAAAGCCAGAAACCCCUCCCAAGACUAUUAUAACAGGCACGUUUUUUUAUGUUUACGUGUUAAGCUUUUAAGAAUAUAUUGUUUUAAGCUAAUCUUUUGCACAAUUGUGUGAAUAAUCUUUUGUCAAUCUGCUGCUGAAUGAAGGCCUCCCCAUACGGUGUCAUUCAUGGGAAGGCCUUCAUCUGGCACUGGAUUGACAAAGAGCGUUUAUGAUGACUACAUUUUAUGUACAUUACACGGAUUUUAUGUAUUAUUUUGCAUUUUUUAAGAAAUAUAUUUUGGUCAUGAGAUUUUUGCAAACUUGGAAUUGUCAUGUUAUCCUUCACAAUGAAUGUUGCUACAAUUGUAAAUUUAAGAUAAUGUGGAACAAAAAAAAUACCCAUACAUUUUGGGAAUCUGUUCGUAUUUGCAUAAGCGAAUGCAGUAAACCAAAAUACAGAUACAA
This is a messenger RNA of Lethenteron reissneri (Far Eastern brook lamprey), 5129 nucleotides long. RefSeq names its product protein mono-ADP-ribosyltransferase PARP12-like. Gene Ontology annotation, molecular function: NAD+ poly-ADP-ribosyltransferase activity; metal ion binding. Gene Ontology annotation, cellular component: nucleus. NCBI's taxonomy places the organism in Eukaryota, Metazoa, Chordata, Hyperoartia, Petromyzontiformes, Petromyzontidae. The record is from RefSeq and is a predicted model, not a curated record.